Molecule: messenger RNA, 3657 nt
Organism: Leptosomus discolor (cuckoo roller)
Lineage: Eukaryota; Metazoa; Chordata; Aves; Leptosomiformes; Leptosomidae
Gene: STYXL2
Product: serine/threonine/tyrosine interacting like 2
Biological process (GO): protein dephosphorylation; negative regulation of MAPK cascade
Cellular component (GO): cytoplasm
Molecular function (GO): protein tyrosine/serine/threonine phosphatase activity; MAP kinase phosphatase activity
Source: RefSeq, a predicted model, not a curated record
AUGAAGAAGCCGCAGAGAGAGCGAGAGGGGGCAGCUGAUUUCUCUCCCCCCAGUACUGUUCUCUGCCAGGUUUCCUGCCCUGUUCACUGGACUCCUCGCGGUGCCUCUGGCAGGGACCCCCAGUGGAAUCAUCCAGGUACAGGGGCGGAUCCUCUCGCAGCUGCCAUGGCCAGCGGCAGAGAUUCGGACAGUGAGCAGGUGGUGCCCGGUGAGGAGGACAAGGGACCGGACGUGACAGCCGUGCAGGCCCACUAUCUCCGCAGCCCCUCACCCAGCCGGUAUUCAGUGAUAUCGGACACUGAUACAGAGAGCAUCUUCAUGGAACCAAUCCAUCUGUCGUCUGCUGUGGCUGCCAAACAAAUAAUCAAUGAAGAGCUGAAGACAAAGGACACCAAGGUAGAUUCAGUGUGUCCCAGGAUGUUAGAGUCUGCACGGCAGCUGAUGGUGGAAGACCUGUACAACAGAGUUAAGGAAAAGAUUGAUGACACCAGCUUGUUUAACACGCCAUGUGUGAUGGACUUGCAGAGGGCACUUGUGAAGGACAGGCUGGAAACCCCCAGGGAUGCUGUGGAUGAAGUCUGGCCUAAUGUCUUCAUAGCAGAAAAAAGUGUUGCAGUGAACAAAAGCCGUUUGAAGAGACUGGGGAUCACGCAUGUCUUGAACGCAGCUCAUGGGACAGGUGUAUACACAGGACCAGGUUUCUACAAUGGUCUGAAUAUCCAAUACCUGGGCAUUGAAGUGGAUGAUUUUCCAGAUAUGGAUAUAUCUAAACACUUCCGCCCAGCUGCAGAGUUCCUUGACGAAGCACUGCUGACUUACAGGGGCAAAAUCCUUGUCAGCAGUGAAAUGGGAAUCAGUCGCUCAGCUGUGCUGGUGGCUGCCUACCUGAUGAUCUACCACCAUAUGACCAUUCUGGAGGCUCUGAUGACUCUGAGAAAGAAGCGUGCCAUUUACCCCAAUGAUGGCUUCCUGAAACAGCUAAGGGAGCUCAACGAGCAAUUGUUGGAGGAACGAGAGUUGGAUCAUACUGGAGAUGAAGAAGUCACUCCUAGUCAAAGUCCUGUUGUCCAUACAGGGACUUCUUCCCGAUUGUCUGGAGUUGGGGACUCAGAAAGCAUCACGGGAGCCAAAGCCCACUCCAUCACAGUAGAAGAGGAGGACACCAGCAGCCUGCUGGGUAGUUUUAUGAGCUCUUCAUCAGUGGGAAAGACUAGCCGGCUUUCCAAACACUCCACCCUCAUCAAUGAGGAGGAAGAGGAACAGUUGUAUGAGGAAUGGAGGAAGAAACAAGGCCUACCUACAAAGGAACCAGGAGUUAACCACAGAAGAACAUCUCCAAAGCUUCUAGAUCAGGAAGGGGAACAAUCUGAGGAGGAUGUGGAACAGAGGAUCCAUGACUGGCAGCGCAGAAAUGAAAGAUACCAAAUGGAGGGUCCACCCAGGAAGGAGUAUGGAGAUUCUAGCAUGGGAGGAAGACCUUACUCAUCAGGCGAAUUCAGUGAUGUUGAGAGUGUGAGCAGUUUUGAGAUUCGAACCCUAAAACAACAGCUGGAAGCCAGUAGCUUUAGUGGGAUGAGGAGGAGCCGCACAGGCUCUGUGUCUUCAGAGAGCACUUGGGACAUGUGGAACCAGAGGCUUCUGGAGAUUGAGAAGGAAGCUGCUCAGAGGUAUCAUUCUAAGAAUAAAAAUUGUGGGGAGAGACAAUCCCCAGAAACAGGAAGAAAGGAGAGGGAUGUGGAUGAGGAGAGUGUGUUUUCAGACAGUAGCUCCUUUUACAAUUUCUGCCAAAAGAACAAAGACAAGUUGACUCCUCUAGAAAGGUGGAAGGUCAAGAGGAUCCAGUUUGGCUUUCACAAGAAGGAUUUAGAAUCAUCAUCAUCUUCUGCACCAUCUCCAGCAGAAGAUGGCAGCCAGGCAGGCGGAGAAGGGACAGAAGGUAAGAGUUUGUCGGAUAUUAACCUGUCUGCUUACCAGGCUUGGAAAAUGAAGCUGCAGAAGAAGGUGGGCAGUGAAAGCAAGGAGGAAUUUGUGGAGUUUGCCAAAAGUGAGGAUUCUGCUUCAGCUAAAAAGAAGCAGAGGCGUGUAGAGCUCCUUGAACGUUCAAAGAAAAUUUUAGAAGAAAGCCAGUCCAUGUGCAGCUGGGAGACAGAGAGUACAAUGAGUGGGAGUAUCCCACUGUCAGCCUUCUGGCCCUCAGCCUCUUCCGCAAACGGUACCGAGGAUGCAGUUUCUUCACUGAGCAUGCAGACAAAUCAUUCAUCUUUAUCACAGACCAGGAGCAGCAUGGGGGCAAUGCAGCCUCAGAUGCCAAGUAUACCCCUUCCCAAUCUCCCAGUUGGCCCAGGUGACACAAUAUCCAUGGCAAGCAUUCAGAACUGGAUCGCUAACGUGGUCAGUGAAACCAUUGCUCAAAAGCAAAAUGAGAUCAUGAUGCUGUCCCGUCCAUCAUCUGCAAUGGCCACCAGCGUAAUGUCAGGAGAUCUUGGCAGGCAUGUAGAUGACGAUAAGGUUUCUCUUCUCAGUGCUCAGAGUGGCUCAUCUCUUGCUGCCUCUCAGCUUCGCCAGCAGGACAUGCACAGGGCUGAGUCUCAGUCUGUCCUGUCUUGUAAUACCUCAGUGAGUGCAAGAACAGAAGGGACUAGUUCAAACAUGAAGACAACACAGACAAGCAAGCCACUGUACAGCCUCUUUGCUGAUGGCAUUGACCUAAAGAAACUCAGGAGGAAGGAGAAGGAGAUGCAAAUGGAAAUGAGAGAGAAAAUGUCAGAUUAUCAAAUCGAAAAGGUGAUCAGAGACAAUAAACGCAGCACUUUAUUUAAAAAGAAGAUGACCAAAGGAGAGGCAAAUGAAACAGAAGAUGACAGAGAGAGUACAAUAAACAGCCACAGGCACCCCUUGCAAGCAAAUCUUGACAGAACUGAUACAGCCUUUGAUCUGUCCAGUCAACCUGAAAACACAGGUGCACCAAAGCCAGAGACUGAUAUUACCAAGUGGCUCAGUGGCCUGAAAGCAGAAAGAGAACCACCAUCAUAUUAUGAUCAAAGUGAGAAGGCUAGAGAGAAAUAUAGCAGAUCAUCCAAAGUAACAGAGAUGGAUUCUGAAACAUCCAGUUACAGAUUCUCCAGAUCCCAGAGAGAACAGCUAGACAGCUGUUCUUCCUACGAGUCAAAAGGAGAUUCACUGAGAACCAUGUCAAGAUUUUCCUCUGCCUCUGCAAAAGAGGACAAAAAGAUGUAUAAGUUCACAAGGUCGAGGGUCAGUGAGACCAUGAGUUCCAGAGAAAAGAGCCCAGAGCUGCAUGUUUUCAGCCGAACACCUGAACCAUCCUUUGACUCUGAAUCCUCUGAACCAUCUACACAGAGUCGAGUUAGAUCUCAUCAUGUGGAGGCGUGUGAAGAGGAGGCCAGGUCAGACAUGUCAGAAUUUGGAGCUAAGAGAAAGUUCACCCAAAGCUUUUCAAAGUCUGAAGAGGAUGGAAAAAAGGAGGCGAAAGUGGAACAAAGUGAAGAAAGAUUUGCAUCUAGACAGUUCUCUCAGUACAGGCGAAGCAUGCGUAAAGAAGAGGAAGAAGAGAUGGAUGAUGAUGCCAUUAUUGCUGCUUGGAGAAGCCGACUAGAAGAAACUACAGCAAAGCUCCGUCGGAGAAGGGAAGAGUGA